CAGAGGAAAAAACAUCCGGUUUCAAGGAUGUUUCUAUUGCAGCCAACUGGGCCAUUGGGCCAAAGAUUGUCCGCUACUACUAACGCAAUACCCACCACAAGCACCAGGAUUCGAUCCUGCACAAUUUCAGCAGCCCCAGGCACAACAGUAUUAUCCCCAAGUACAGCAACAGCAAGCACCUGUGUAUACUCCUGUCCAACUACAGCCGCAAGCACCCAUGUAUCAACAGAGGGGAGGUCCCAGUGGUGGCGGAGGAUUUCAAGGACAACCAGGAGGAAGAGGGGUGCCAAACAUGAACCAAAUGCCUCUGACAGCUUGGAGUGGUCCAUACCAAUGAGGAGGCCCAGAGGAUCCAAUCACAGGUGACGUAAUUCCAGCCCAAGAUGAACCAAUGGUCACCUGUGAGAUUGAGGGAGAAAAGGUGGAAAUGAUGGUGGAUACAGGAGCCACAGCUUCCUGCUUAACUAGUUUGAAAGGAAAACCACCUCCACUCUCAAAACACACCCUCAAAACAGUUGGAUACUCGGGAAAAAUUGAUGUACAAACAUAUACAUUACCAUUGGUCACAAAAAUUGGAAAGCAGCUUCUCCAACAUCCAUUCCUCUAUGCACCAAAUUGUCCCAUAAAUCUGAUGGGAAGAGACCUCCUAGUAAAAUCAGGAGCAAGAAUUUUGUGCACCCCAGAUGGACUCCUAAUCCAAUUCCCAGGACAAAUACCACUCUACCAAACGUAUGCCGGCCAACAAAGAAUCAUGUUGAUGGCAGCAAAUCCAGAGAACGAUGAAGAAAAUGACACAACUACAGUGUACUGGAGCCGCCUGAUCACCACUGAAAUCGAUACUCCACAUGUGCAAAGAACCUACAUGGCCUGGAAGCCAUGGAUAAAUACACUAGGACCCUAUGGGCCCCCACAAGAUCCCCUUCAUUGUACGUACAAUUAUCUAAGAAGACCGGACGAAGAAUAUCAAGACGCUUGGUUGGAAGAUAAAGAGGGAAUGAUGGAAGAUUUGACAGUGGCGGACAUCUAUGUAGGACCGCAGGGUGUAGCAGCAGCUGUAAAACUCUCAUCAGAACAAAGACAAUGGUACAAUUUAUCUGAAGAAGCUGUUCCUCAUGUCACGCUUGCCAUGACCAUAGGAGCGGAAUCUAGAUCAUUGGGUCCAAUGAUAAAGACUGCCUUGAACGCAGACUGGUUGCCAACAGAAUCACCUUUCCUGUGGCAAUCAACAGACAAAACGAUGUGGAGGAUUGGAAACAAUAGCAAGGAAAAAGGAUUAUUGGAAAAACAGGAAUUGGACAGAGAUCAUGGAAGAGAACACACAAACCAUCCAGACACAGAAGACAUGCUGUCACAAGUGCCAACAUAUCUUUGGACUACUGGAGACUAUGAUGUUGGUUUAGUAAAUCAUGAAGUCUCAGUGAAGAUGUUGGAAGAUUACAGACCAUGUUGGCGCCCUCAAUACAAAUUGAAACAAGAACAGAUUGAGGGGAUCGGAAAUACCAUCCAAGGAUUGUUGCAAGCUGGAGUAAUCAGACACACCUGCUCAGAAUGGAAUACCCCCAUCUUGCCAGUACCAAAAGCUGGGAACAAGGGUUGGAGGAUGGUCCAUGAUCUAAGAGAAAUCAAUAAAGUCACUAAAACUGCAAAUAUCCCGGUCCCAGAUCCACAUGUGGCAUUACAAAGUCUUAAUCCAGGUCACAAAUAUUUCACAGUCAUAGAUCUAGCUAAUGCAUUCUUUUGCUUGCCAUUAGAUCCAAAUGUCCAGGACAUAUUUGCUUUCACCUACCAGGGACAGAGAUACACUUACAAUAGGAUGCCACAGGGGUACAAAGAUAGUCCGGGAUUAUUUAAUCGGGCGUUAAAACAAGAUCUCAGUGCAUUACAACUACCAGAAGGAGUGACUCUAAUACAGUAUGUCGAUGAUUUGCUCCUAGCCGGACCGGAUGCAGCAACAUGUCUCGCUGUGACACAGAAAUUGCUAAUCCUACUGGCCAAUGUUGGAUACAAGGUGAAGAGAGAGAAGACUCAAAUCGCAAGGAGAACGGUUACAUUCCUGGGAAGAAUGAUUUCCUCCAACAGCCUGACUCUGACACCAGCACAAAGAUCUUCCAUCCUCUCCCAACCGAAGCCUAAAACAGUGCAAGAGAUGCUAGCAUUUUUGGGCCUAACAGGAUAUAGCAGGACCUACAUACCUGACUAUGUGGAUUUGACACAACCACUGAGACACAUAAUUGCAGAAGCAGGAAACAGAAAUCUUAAAGCUACUCUCGAGUGGACAACGUUAGCCGAAGAAGCUUUCACGAAGACGAAGCAAGCCCUGAGUCAAGCGGCACACCUCUCCACUCCUGAUUAUGACAAUGAUUUUUUCCUUGAUGUUUCUGAAUCAGGUGGAAUAGUCAAUGGAGUCCUGUUUCAGAAAAAAGGGGGAGUGAGACAGGUACUGAUGUACCAUAGCUCAAAGUUGGACAAUAUAGAACUAGGCCAGACAGGAUGUGCAAGACAUCUAGCUGCACUAGCAAAAGUCAUCGAGAAAACUGCACACGUGGUAAUGUGCCACCCAUUGAAAGUCAACACAGCACAUGGAGUAGUAGCAUUUAUAAAUUCACAGGCAUUUACAUUUUCUCCAAUCAGGAAAAUUAAGAUUCAGAGUAGCCUGUUGAAACCACACAUAACGUACCAAGCAGGGUUAACAAACAUGUCUACAGGAUUGAGUACAAAUGAACACACACCCCAUGACUGUGAAUUUGUCUCCCGAAAUGAUCUCAAGAUAAGAUUUGAUUUAGAGAUAGACGCUUUGGACAAGCCAGAUCUCACUUUAUACAGUGAUGGCUGUUGUUACAAGGGAGACGACGGAAAUGUGGCCUCCUAUGCAGUAGUCCAGCAGAAGGGAGACACGAUACAGGUCAUAAAAGCAGAAAUCAUCUCCCAGCCUGCUUCGGCCCAACUGGCAGAAGUUGUGGCACUCACCAAAGCUUUGGAGCAUGCAGAGGGACAAAGAGUCAAUAUCUAUACAGAUUCAGCAUAUGCCUAUGGAGCAGUGCAUAUAGACGGACCACAGUGGAUCAGAAGAGGGUUUCUAACAUCUGCUAAAACACCAGUAAAACAUGCUGAAGUGCUAAAACUCCUGCUAACAUCUGUACUGUUGCCAUCACAAGUAGCAGUGAUGAAAUGCAAAGGACAUCAAACAUUGGACAAUGAAAUAUCCAGAGGAAAUGAUGCAGCAGACAAAGCAGCAAAGCAGGCAGGAGGGUACAGCAAGCAAAUGAUAUGUACGAAGGCCAAUACUCAAGAAGAGUUAACCACCGAACACAUCAUAGACAUGCAGAAAUAUGCUGGAGUGUAUGAACAGAAUCAAUGGAGUCAGAAAGGAGCAAAAGAAGUAGAUGGUCUAUGGAGAGCCCACGAUGGCCGUUUAGUUGCACCUGCAAAGUUAUGCCACCUGCUAAUAGAACAAUCACAUGGUCCCACUCAUGUAGGCAAAGCAAGAACAACAAAAGACAUUGAACAACAGUGGUGGCAUCCUUACAUGAAAGACAUGGUUGAAAACUUUGUAAACGACUGUGACACAUGCAAUGCAUUUAAUGUAAGAAAGCCAUACAAAUGCCCAAUGGGAAGAUAUCCAGUCCCAGAAGCCCCAUUCAAAGACAUUUGUAUUGAUUACACAGACAUGGGAGCAGAGAAUGUAGUUAGAGGGUUUAGGUAUAUGUUGGUAAUGAUUGAUCGUUAUACCAGAUGGAUUGAAGCCAUUCCCUGUAAGAAAGAAGAUGCAAAGACAGUCAUUAAGUGGCUUAAAACAGAACUUAUACCCCGCUAUGGAGUGCCAAAGAUAAUAAGGUCAGACAAUGGCACACAUUUCACAAGCAAACAUUUGGAGGAAGUAGAGUUAUAUUUCGGUAUAAUUCAUAAGUUUGGGUCAGCAUACCACCCACAGUCUCAGGGUAUUGUAGAAAGAGCAAACCGAACAUUAAAAGGGAAAAUUGCAAAGGUCACUUUUGGUACAAAAAUCAAAUGGGUUGAUGCUUUGCCUUUGGCACUCAUGUCAAUGAGAUCAUCUCAGGGUGCUAAAACACAUCUUUCGCCCCAUGAGUUGUUGACUGGUAGGCCAAUGCCAGGUCCUCCUAGAGAAGGAGGGAGUGGCCCAGCUUUAGAUAUCAGACAAAUAGAAGUUGAUGAAUAUGUCAGGGCUCUGAGUAACAUUAUCCAAGUUUUGUCUACACAGGUUCAAAGAACUGCAGAGAAACCAGACGAAGCACCAGAAGAGACUCCUCUAAAGCCGGGUGAUUGGGUGAGGUUGAAAGUUCACAAAAGAAAGUGGGCUGAACCCAGGUGGACUGGACCGUGGGAAGUUGUUGAAAGAACUUCACACGCGCUCCGGAUAAAAGGUAAAAAAGGAGCAAAUUGGCACCACCUGACACAUUGUCGCCCUGCACUGGCACCUUCCAGAAAGCUCUCGGAAGUUAGGACUGAUUUGGCAGAGCUGGAACAAAACGAUAAAUAAAAAUCAGAUCAAGAGACAUUCAGAUAGAAACAGCUCAAAAGACCAAUUGUCUUUAGAUUAUAGAUUGAUCACUAAAGCAGAAUAACUAUUUCUGUUUUUUCAUCUGAAACCUAUUUUUGUUGUGCACAAAAAAGAGUCCAAGAUUUUGUUUUUAUUUCUGUGUAGUC
Messenger RNA from Trematomus bernacchii (emerald rockcod), 4665 nucleotides. RefSeq lists its product as uncharacterized. Lineage: Eukaryota; Metazoa; Chordata; Actinopteri; Perciformes; Nototheniidae. The coding region runs from base 392 to 4498 and encodes 1368 amino acids. Gene Ontology annotation, biological process: proteolysis; DNA integration. The transcript has a single exon. The record is from RefSeq and is a predicted model, not a curated record. Gene Ontology annotation, molecular function: nucleic acid binding; aspartic-type endopeptidase activity; RNA-DNA hybrid ribonuclease activity.